AUGCGGGGUGUUCCUUCGACAAGGAAACCUACUGCAUCUGAGAUAGCUCAACAGACAAAAGAGAUGUUUGAUAAUGUAGGUUUAGAUAUUCCGCCAAAUGAAGUUAAAAGUGAUGAGCAAGCAGCGGAAUUAACGAAACAUCUCGUCUCUAUGAUUCAAAGUUCUUCCGAAUGGGAUGAUAUUAUUGCAGCUGAAACUCAAGCUAUGUCAUUCAUUAAUGGUGGGGCUUUAAAAUUCGAUAGUUUCAAAAAAGGAAUUCCUGAUUUAUAUUUAGGACUCACAUAUGGAGCAACAAAUUCAAGAAGCGCAUUAGUUAAAACAAGUUGUUUAUUAAUUUCAUUACUUGCAAGAGAAUUAGGAUCUGAUUUUGAUACAAUGGGUGAUUAUAUUACACCACUUUCAAAGCAACUUGCAAAUGGUACUCAAUUUAUUGCUGAUUGCGCAAAAAAUACAAUCCUUACUAUUUCUAAAUUCUGUCCUGGAAGAAAAACUUUUCAAAACAUUUUAUCAUUCUGCUCAUCGAAAGGUAGUCAGCAAAAGCUGGUAGCAAGUAUGUGUUUGAACAAUAUAAUGCAAAAUUGGCCUGCUGAGAGCUUGGGAACAAAUUGGCCAAGAUUUUAUAAUUGCUUAGCAAAAUUUUUAGAAGACGCAUCUCCUUUUGUCAGACAAUAUGCAAGGAAAACUGCAAGAUCGAUUAAAACAUGCUCAAAGCAACGCUCUGUAGAGUUUUUCAGUAGAUUAGAUUCCAAAAUGAAAAAGAAAAUAUUAGAAGAAAACGAUGAUGGCGUUUACAAACCUCGUACACAAACUAAACAGACCCCUGUUAAGAUAGUAACAGAAGAUCCAAUCGAAAAACCGCAAAAGCCGCCUAAAGUAAUUAAAACACAGAGGCCUCCACAAAAGCAAGAUUUCUCGCCUCGUCGUGAACCUGUUGAACGUAGAAGAGUAUCUGCUCUUGCUCCAAAGGCACCUAGAUCUCAACAAGAAAGACCUCAUUCUUCAAUUCCAGUUAGAUCAAAGAAACCAGAGCCUCCUCAACCUGUUGAGAAACAACCUCAAGACAAUGUCUUAUUAGAUGAUGAUAGUGAGCCUGAAAUCACUCCGUUCGAAUUUAAUAAGCCAAGUCAGAGGAAUUUUUAUCGACUUGCAGCUGGAAAAGAGAUGGAAUAUGUCACUCGAAUCAGAGAUGUUAUUGAUAGAGGUGCAACAUCUGAAAUUAUUAAUUCGAUGAAAGAUGUUUCCAAGGAUUUAGUAAGAUGUAUGCUCUGUGAUGAUUCUAAGCUUUGUGUUUCAAGUUUGGCAGCUGUUCAUGAUUUGAUUCAAAUCUUUCCUGAUAACUUUGAUCCACAUUGCACAACAAUCAUUCACAGAUGUCUGCAAUUAUGUUCAUCAUCAAAUGACCCUCGUGUGGUUUCAAACGCAAAAAUAAUAUUAGAUUCAGUCCCUCCAUUAAUGAAUUGUAAGACAAUCAUUUCUUCUUGUGAGAAGGAAAAUCCUUCACUCUUCUUAUUAAGUUUGAUUUUAUCAUGCAUAUCUAAUGAGAAAUGUAAUCCAUUUCUUACAGAUGUUGUUGUCAGAACUACUGCACUUUCUAUUGCUGUUGAUUCAUGUGAUUUAUCUGGUGACAGAUCAAUGGAAUUAUCACGUCAGGUAUUCAAAGUUAUCUUUGAAAAAUGCGGACCAUCAGCUUUGACAGAAUUUGAAGCCAAGAUAUACUGUGAUAAAAGAAGACUAUCGUCAUUUAAGAAGAUUUGCGAGAAUGAUACUCAAAAUAUACUUACAGCUGUUGAUACAAGCGUUAAUGAAUAUAAAAGCCAAAUCCCUGAUCUUACAAGUUAUAAAAAUAAUUUCAAGGAUUGGUGCAAAGCUAUGGAAGAUUUCUGUAAUCAAUUUGACAAUGAAACAUGGAGCACCAUUACUUCGGCAUUCUGUUUAUCAAAGAUAUCAGAUGUUAUAAGUACAAACAUUCAAAAGACGGAUAUCCAUCCAGCUUUAUUUUUGAUACAAAGAUUAUUAUCUAGUAGAGGAACAAGUUCAUAUUCAUCAUUUUUAUAUGCUGUUAUGCUUUGUAAAUCUGAUGAAAAAUACAGAAGAACAUGCGAAAAUAUUCUUAGUUCAAUUGAAUUUGGUGUCAAAACUAUACAUCUCUUGUCAUCAUUACAGCCAUUGAUAAGAGAAAGUAAUAAGAUAGUUUCGAAUAAUAGCAUUGUCUAUCAAAGGAAAGUCAUCCGUUCAACCACAGCAUUAGAAUUUAAAGAGAUUUCCAGUGAUGUUGUUUGUUCUCUUUGCGACAUCAUCGAUUUUGAAGUAGAUUGUGAUAGAAGUCGUAGAGUUCUUUGUGCAGAAGCUCUUGCUGAUAUCGCAUUACUUGAAGGUCAAUGUUUCUAUAAGGAAACAAGAUAUAUUUCUCUUGCUCAAACAUCAAAAGGUUUAGUCGAAAUUGCAAUUGCAUCAAGAAAAACUUAA
Messenger RNA from Trichomonas vaginalis G3, 2466 nucleotides. RefSeq names its product microtubule binding CLASP family. Gene Ontology annotation, biological process: microtubule cytoskeleton organization. Gene Ontology annotation, cellular component: cytoplasmic microtubule. The transcript has a single exon. The coding region runs from base 1 to 2466 and encodes 821 amino acids. The record is from RefSeq and is a predicted model, not a curated record. Gene Ontology annotation, molecular function: microtubule binding. Lineage: Eukaryota; Parabasalia; Trichomonadida; Trichomonadidae.